This is a messenger RNA of Wyeomyia smithii (pitcher-plant mosquito), 591 nucleotides long. RefSeq lists its product as uncharacterized. The record is from RefSeq and is a predicted model, not a curated record. The coding region runs from base 1 to 591 and encodes 196 amino acids. NCBI's taxonomy places the organism in Eukaryota, Metazoa, Arthropoda, Insecta, Diptera, Culicidae. The transcript has a single exon.
AUGCAAGAAUUCUCCGAGGAAGAGCUGGAAGAGACCUUUUGUCGGGUGUGGUAUUUACCGAUUUUUCCAGUUACUAACGUCAACAAACCUGGAAAAAUCCGAAUGGUGUGGGACGCUGCUGCUGCUUCUCAUGGAGUUACACUUAACUCAUUCCUUUUGAAAGGUCCAGAUCAACUUUGUGACUUGUUUGCGAUACUGAUUCAAUUUCGUGAAGGUCGAAUUGCUUUAACCGGAGACGUGCGAGAGAUGUUUUUGCAGGUGCUGAUGCGUGCCGAGGACCAACAGUGCCAGCGCUUUUUGUGGUUCGAUGAAGACGGCACAGUAGCCGAGUACAUUUUGCAGGUGAUGUCCUUCGGAGCAUGCUGUUCCCCUUGCAGUGCUCAAUUCGUUAAGAACGUAAAUGCUGAACGCUUUAGAGAUAAAUAUCCAGCGGCUGUCGGAGUGAUUCAAAAACGCCACUACGUCGAUGAUAUGUUGGUGAGUGUUUCGACGGAGCAGGAGGCAAUCAGCUCGCACAGCAAGUUAAGCAAGUACAUGCGGCCGGUGGAUUUGAGAUCCGUAACUGGAUCAGCAACUCGAGACGUGUUAUGA